This is a messenger RNA of Mucor velutinosus, 2913 nucleotides long. RefSeq lists its product as uncharacterized. The transcript is spliced from 10 exons. Gene Ontology annotation, biological process: cytoskeleton organization. The record is from RefSeq and is a predicted model, not a curated record. Bases 1 to 2913 code for a protein of 970 amino acids. Lineage: Eukaryota; Fungi; Mucoromycota; Mucoromycetes; Mucorales; Mucoraceae. Gene Ontology annotation, cellular component: cytosol.
AUGUUGGACAGCCAGCAUACAGUGAAUACGGAGCAACUGAACAGAUUUUACAGCAAGAACAAUAAGCCACAGCAGCACAUCAACUACGAUUACUACAAGCCAGAUGAUUUCGAGCAGGAAAUCAACGAAUUCAUAUCCUACUCAGAAGUCAAGAACGAACUGAAGCAGUAUCAGCAGGAGUACAACGAGCUAUUUCCACCAUGGAGCGAAUGCUUGCAAGACGAGAGACGAGACAUCAUUCAACGCUGUGGAGACCAUCUCGACCUGUUGAACGAUCAGCAGAGGCUGCGUGCGGCCAAGCGACUUGCUUAUAUUUCCUUGGGAAGUUAUGGCGAGUACGCUGGUUUGGAAAAGAAGCAAGCACAUUUGCAAGCAAUCGAGAAAAACAACCAAAUGCUGUUUAAGAUGGAUAUUUUAGCGACUAUAAAGCAAUGUCUGAACCAUGCCUGCAAACAACUCGAAACACCCUCCAUAUCCUCUGUGCCAGAUUCUGUCAAGUUCCAUUGCAAAGAGAUUGAUAUCCACCUGACAGUAUUCUACUUGAUUGUGUCUUUCAACCAAGAAGGUAUCCAGGAUGCCGGAUUGUCUGAAUUCUUGUUUGAUUUGGUGGUGAGAUUGAAGGAGCACUUUACAAAGACGUUUCCACUGAAAAAGCUGAUGCUUGUCUUGCACAAAGUAUUGCACAUCAGCUUAGGCCCCUUGGAUGCAUCACACCAACAGCUGAAAUCAUCUAUUCGCACAGCAUGCCACUUACCCCUCAUUGCCGACAAGUCAACCACUGUGAAAUGUACCCCCGAAGAACUAUUCCAAUUCUACCAUCAAGCAAGCGAACGAUAUCCAACCUUCACCCACAACGAUACGCCGAGUCAAUGUACCAAUCCACUGACUGUAACAGCAUCUACGCGACUCUCCAAAGCCAUGGGACUCUACAAAGCAUCAAAGAACAUUGAUCUGCCAUACCAAACCCUGUUCCCAUCCAAGAAUCAACAACCAACAGCGGCAACAAACAUGGCAGUCAAUGGAAGCAGCAGCAGCAGCAGCAGCAGCAGCAGCAAAAAGCAGCAGCUUGCCAUGGAGACCAAUCUAUUGCCCUUUACUGAAUCCAGUGCCAUGGAACCUCGCAGUCUGACAGAAUCCAAGUCUGUGUGGAUCAAACACCUAUACAUUUCAGUAGCCAACUAUCAGAUCAUUUACGAGCGAGAAAAGGCAGUGCAUCGAUGGUCUCGAUGGAGCCAGCGACAUCAACAUCCACACACAUCAGAAGAGGAAUGGGAUGGCAUGGUCUACGAUCAUUUGGACAAACAGCAGCAAGCCACAGUUAAGCGCAUUGACCAACUGUAUCAGAGUAUUGUGCCCAGCUUUCAGAGCAUCGUAGUAAUAAUUCUCAAACUACUGUUGUCCACAGUUUCUAUUGGAAAAGACAAGGAAGCCGAGAUACUGGAGGACAUUGAUGUCACGCGCAACCGAGAAUCCAUAUCCAAAGCUGUGUCUGGUAUACUGUUGUUGCUGCUGAAAUGGUUCAAAACAUCGCAUGUCCUAAAGUUUGAAUACCUGUCGCAAGUCUUGAUUGACUCAGGAUGCAUGCUGCUGAUUCUCAAGCUGUUGGGAUUGCAAGAAGUGGCCCUGUUGGCAUCCAAAAAGACAGACGAUGACAGCCAAAGCUUUCUAGGUUUUGUUCAACAAACACACGCAAACAAUGACAAUGAUAUGGAUGAUGACGAUAAUAAUGAUACUCAAGAAAAUUAUACAAACAGUCGAAAUUUAUCGUGGUCCAUCAACUUGCUGAGGAUCCUUCAAAUGCUGACCAAGCGAAAGACACACCGCAUCCUGUUGCUCGUGCAAUACAAAUCGUCCGCCAUAUUGAAAAGACUACUCAAGGUAGGCCAUCCAGUGAUGGAUUUGUAUGUGCUGAAAAACCUCAAGAAUCAAGUGCCCUUUAUGGGACGCAAAUGGCGAUCAGCCAACAUGAAGACCAUCUCUGCCAUAUAUGCCCAUUGCCUCACCAGCUUAAAUGACGAUUGGCUAUCAAGUCCUGAGGGAAGUGCGGAUAUGGAUGAAAGUGCAAUGAAGGAGAUCAACCUACGCAUGCUCACUCGAUUAUAUAAUGGCCAGCGCUAUUUACCAAACAUGUUGCCUAGUAUGGACGAAGUGAGUGGACCUGACAAUACCUUGUUUUACAGUAACGACUACACUGCCGCCACCACAGCCAACAGUCAUGACAGCACAAGCAAGGCCUUGCCUGACUAUACACUGAAUGAACCCAUCUUGGUGGAUGAUAUGGAGCUGGAUAUGGAUUUCAAAAGAGACUACCGAAACUGGCUCGAAAGAGAUGUCUAUUUUACCGACGGCGAAGAUGAUGAGGACGAGGAUGAGGACGAUGACGAUGACGAUAGAGACUUUGACGAGGAGGCUACAGCAGCAACAACAAAUGGACACAUUGGCACACCGUUGCCCGAUACCAUUCCCAUACCAUUAUCUGCCCAAGAUUUGACACACGAAAUCAACAAAUUGUACUUGGAAGAGUUGCGACGCGAGUUUGAAGAAAAGCAAAAGAAACAAGAGCUUCUGGAAGAGCAGGAAAAGCAAUUGCUGUUGGAACAGGAUGGCUGGGGCGCAUCUCCCUCCUCUAUACAGACAACAGGUGGCUGGGGUACGCCUGCAGUUGAACGAAAGACAUUUUUUGAUGAUGAUGAUGAUGAUGAUGCGGAUGAAGUCGAACCUGAAGUCAAUCCACUGCAAGACAUUGAUUGGGGAAGCCUCACUGCCGAAGAGCUGGAAAAGCGGCUAUCUCUGGUGGAGCAAAAGACGGUGCAGCGAUGGCUGAAUGUGGAAAUGGACGAUGAACGCUACAUGAAGGUGCUAAAUACAUUUGAAGGUGAAGUGCUGACAGACGAUGAAGGCUGGCCAAUCUAA